Molecule: messenger RNA, 627 nt
Organism: Oncorhynchus nerka (sockeye salmon)
Lineage: Eukaryota; Metazoa; Chordata; Actinopteri; Salmoniformes; Salmonidae
Product: fumarate hydratase, mitochondrial-like
Exons: 2
Coding region: 289-612 (107 amino acids)
Biological process (GO): malate metabolic process; fumarate metabolic process; tricarboxylic acid cycle
Cellular component (GO): mitochondrion; tricarboxylic acid cycle heteromeric enzyme complex
Molecular function (GO): fumarate hydratase activity
Source: RefSeq, a predicted model, not a curated record
AUCCCAACACUACCGCUGGCACAGAGCACUGUCCAAAUGGCUGCGUAGUGAUUGGUUUACCUACAAUUAGCUAGGAGUUCUGUGUCUAAACACCUGAUAGGUCAGCCUGAGAAAAAACCGUUCUGAUAGGUCAGCCUGAGAAACAACCGUUCUGUUGUUCAGAGGUUAGCUUUCAAAUGUCAACAAAGCGAGUCUAUAGCUAGCUACUAGUUUUGUUUUGAUGUUGUUGAGAUUAUGCCUCUCUAACCAAAUAACCAUGUAGCUAGAACCCAGACUGACUUUUCAUCUAUGCUAAUUGACUGUCUCCAUGUUGUUGUUCAGUCUUCAGAGUACAGAAUCGAGGCAGACACCUUCGGAGAGCUGAAGGUGCCUGUUGACAAGUAUUACGGGGCUCAGACAGUCCGAUCCACCAUGAACUUCAAGAUCGGAGGACCGUCGGAGAGAAUGCCAAUCCAGGUGAUCAAAGCCUUUGGGAUUCUGAAGAGGGCCGCUGCAGAGGUCAACAAGGACUACGGACUGGACCCGAGGCUGGCUGAUGCCAUCGUGCAGGCUGCUGAUGAGGUGCCUGAUACAGGGGGAACAGCCACACCACUACAGGAGAGGGUCGCAUGACAGACCAGCCUGGGU